Molecule: messenger RNA, 822 nt
Organism: Acytostelium subglobosum LB1
Lineage: Eukaryota; Evosea; Eumycetozoa; Acytosteliales; Acytosteliaceae
Exons: 2
Coding region: 1-822 (273 amino acids)
Source: RefSeq, a predicted model, not a curated record
AUGGACAAUACUCUCAAAGAUGUGAGCAAUCACUUUGAACAACUGUUCAAAUGUCUGAUGGCACAGGAACACAGGGUCAAGCAACCGAUCAAAGAACAGAUGGAGCGUACCAAACUUAUAGUCAACGAGAUAAUCAAAGAAAUCAAUGAUAUCAAUCAUAUCAUUUGUUUGAAGCAUACAAAUACCAACAACAACAACGAUGAUGAUGUAGAUGUAUUCGAGAUGAUCACAUCGAUCAUAUCUUGCACAUCAAUCGAUGAGUUCAUCAACAACUCACUUCCAUUAGACCAAUCGAAUGAUGGCGAUAGACAUUUAAGUGACUUUGAACUGAUGACUAUGAUCAGGAAUCACUCUGAACACAUUGCAAAUGAUGCUUUGGUUAUGCCACAAGAAUAUGGUGUACGGACGGAUAUAGCCAAGAUCAAUGGCAUCAUUGAGGAGAUAAAGUCAUGCUUUGAGCUCACCGAAGAUACCACUCAAUCCACUUCAUCAGUUGUGGUCGUGGCUCAGGCUAACAGUCCAAAGGUCAUCACAUUGGGAAAGGAAUUCUCAUUGUUCUCCUUAGACACUUUAGAAUGGACACAGGCCACAGUUUGCCCAAAGCAAUAUGAUAGCGUUAGGACAUCAGUUGUAUAUGCUCGAGGCAAUGUCUAUAAGGAGUCAAGGGUGGCUAUGGCAUCAAUGCAUCCUAUGAUGGCCACAGGCACAUCUACCUUGUUGGUGGAUACAAGGGGGACUUUUUGGACCGCGUGGAUCGGUUCGAUAUUGAAACUGGACAGUUUAGUCGAGUUGGACAACUUCCUAUUCGUCCAUAUUACAUAA